Messenger RNA from Naegleria lovaniensis, 726 nucleotides. RefSeq lists its product as uncharacterized. The record is from RefSeq and is a predicted model, not a curated record. The transcript has a single exon. NCBI's taxonomy places the organism in Eukaryota, Heterolobosea, Eutetramitea, Acrasida, Naegleriidae. Bases 1 to 726 code for a protein of 241 amino acids.
AUGGUACACACCACUCAAUUCUUUGUUCUUUUCUUCGCUCUCUUGUUACUCUGUCAUGUAAUUCAAGGAGGGCUUCAAAUUUCCAAGGUGCAACCAGCUUCCUCUCCACUCACUGUUCAUGAACCAUUCCCACUCUUCACAAACCUAUCUCAUUCCUCCAAUCCUCAAACUGUUAAAAGCUCUCCAACUAGAUCUUCCAAGCACCUUUUCAACACCAAAGACUCUAUCUGUUGUUAUGAAUCUGAUGGCAGUUAUCAAUACUGCACAGGAACGUCCGUUUGUUGUCGAAAAGCUGCAUAUGGCUGUACAGGUAGUUACAUUUGUGCUCCCUAUGGAAGCACAUGUUGUGGCACUGGCUAUUGUGCAUCUAAUACACAAUGUGAAACAUGUGGAAGCGCAACAGGUUGUCUGCCUUAUGGAGCUACUUGUUGUGGCUCUGGUUACUGCAACAGCGGUUAUUAUUGUACUGCCAAUUACCAAUGUCAAGCUAACUCUGGAGGUGGUGGAAAUAGCAACAAUAAUGGAGGUUCUUCUAACAACGGUGGUUUGGGUACUGGUGCAAUUAUUGGAAUUGCAGUAGGAAGUAGUGUUGGAGGAAUAAUCAUUCUUGUUGGUUUGAUUGGAGGAUGUAUUGCUAUCAUGCGAGGUGACAAGCACUGUUUGAAAGAAAUGAUGGAUAUGGUACAGAAUGGUGCACAAACAAUCCAAAAUAGCACCCAAAACUAA